AUGGGAGACAAAACAGGCACCAGGGUCUUUAAAAAGUCCAGCCCAAACAGCAAGCUGACAGUAUAUCUUGGGAAGAGGGAUUUUGUCGACCACCUGGACCAUGUAGACCCAGUAGAUGGAGUCGUGCUUGUAGACCCAGAGUACCUCAAAGACCGUAAAGUGUUCGUGAGCCUGACCUGUGCGUUCCGGUACGGCCGCGAGGAUCUGGACGUCCUGGGACUGUCUUUCCGUAAGGUCCUCUUCAGCAGCACAGUCCAGGUGUUCCCGGCCCCCGCCCCGUCCCAGCAGAGCCUCAGCCCCCUGCAGGACAAGCUGCUCAAGAAACUGGGACAACAUGCCAACGUCUUUGACUUCACGAUCCCUCAGAACCUGCCGUGCUCCGUGACGCUGCAGCCAGGCCCGGAGGACACGGGGAAGGCCUGUGGAGUGGACUACGAGCUGCAGGCGUUCUGUGCCAAGACCGCGGACGAGAAGAUCCACCAGCGGAACUCUGUGCACCUCCUGAUCCGGAAGGUGCAGUACGCCCCAGAGACCCCCGGCCCCCAGCCCAUGGUGGAGACCAGCCGCAACUUCCUCAUGUCAGAAAGGUCCAUGCAUCUGGAGGCCUCACUGGACAAAGAGUUAUAUUAUCACGGAGAGCCGAUAAACAUCAAUGUCCACGUCACCAACAACUCAACCAAAACAGUCAAGAAGAUUAAAGUCUCUGUUCGACAGUUUGCCGACAUCUGUCUCUUCUCCACGGCGCAGUACAUGUGUCCUGUGGCCACGGUGGAAGCAGAGGACCAGGUGAGUCCCAGCUCCACCCUGUGUAAGAUCUACACCCUGACUCCAGUGUUGGGGCCAAACAGAGAGAAGAGAGGCCUUGCUCUGGACGGAAAACUCAAACACGAAGACACCAACCUGGCCUCCAGCACAAUAUUGAAGGAGGCGUCGGAUAAGGAGACUAUGGGAAUCCUAGUGUCCUACAAAGUCCGCGUCAAAGCCGUGGUGUCCCUGGGAGCGGACGUGGCAGUGGAGCUUCCGUUUGUUCUGAUGCAUCCCAAGCCCAAAGAAGAGAAGGACACUCCUCCACAGCCCGAGACGGGCCUCCUCGUGGAUACAAACCUGAUCGAGCUGGAGACUAACAGCACAACGUCUCAGGUGGACGACUUGGUGUUUGAAGACUUUGCUCGUCUGCAGCUCAGUGAUAUGAACCACAAAGAAGAGGACCCGUUCUGUUAG
Molecule: messenger RNA, 1221 nt
Organism: Knipowitschia caucasica
Lineage: Eukaryota; Metazoa; Chordata; Actinopteri; Gobiiformes; Gobiidae
Source: the annotation of a GenBank genome assembly